UCUUUAUUGAUAACCUAUAGAUUUACACAGACAUACGUAUAUAUCUCUAUGCAUAUAUAUAGGUGGUUGCCAAGCUUACCCAACUCUCUGUCUACAACUUGCAAUAACAUUUACUCUCUCAGAAGAUAGACCGAGACAGAGAGAUAAAGAGAAAAAAAAGUAAGAGAGAAAACAGAGUAUAUUAUCUGUUUUGUUCAUUGAUCAAAACAGAGUCUUAGAAAGAACCAGAAGAAGAGAGAAAUGGGGAGACAACCAUGCUGUGACAAAGUAGGUUUGAAGAAAGGACCAUGGACUGCUGAAGAAGACAGGAAGCUCAUAAACUUCAUCCUCACCAAUGGACAAUGUUGUUGGAGAGCUGUUCCUAAGCUUGCUGGUCUUCUCAGGUGUGGCAAGAGUUGUAGACUUCGUUGGACAAAUUAUCUCAGACCAGAUCUAAAGAGAGGUCUUCUCUCUGAUUACGAGGAGAAGAUGGUCAUUGAUCUCCAUUCCCAACUUGGCAACAGGUGGUCAAAGAUAGCUUCUCAUUUACCAGGUAGAACAGACAACGAAAUCAAGAACCAUUGGAACACUCACAUCAAGAAGAAGUUAAGGAAAAUGGGGAUAGAUCCUCUCACUCAUAAACCUCUCUCCAUCGUCGAACAAGAUGAAGAAGAACCCAUAAAGAAGCUGCAGAAAACAUUCGAGGAGGGACCAACUAGUAACAGCAAGAACAUGUCCUUGUGUUACAAUGAACAGAUCAUGGCGAUAAAUAAUGAGUAUGGAGUUGAAGAAGUCCCUCUGAUUGAUCCAGAGUCUUUAGAGCUUAUAUGCAGCAACUCUGUAAUGUCUUCUUCAUCCACAUCAACGUCUUCGAACUCCUCCAAUGAUUCGAGUUUCUUAAAAGAUUUGCAGUUUCAGGAUUUCGAUUGGUCGGAUUACGGUAAUGAUAAUAACAAUAAUGGUGUGGACAACAUUAUAGAGAACAAUAUGAUGAGCUUGUUGGAUGUUGAUGACUUUAGCAAUUGGGAUUUGCUGCUAAAUGAUGAUAUUCCUCAGAGUUCUUCCACUUUUAGGUUGUUUUGAAUUCGUUUUGAAGUCUGUACUCACUUUUAUAAAAUGGAAAAUAUGGAGGGGCAGAAGAACCUAAAUACCCCUCUUUACUCAAUUUUUGUGGGUGGGAUGAAAAAAACGUUUUAUUUGUGAAACAGUUAGAACAAAUAAUAUAUAUUUAUUUUGUACAGACAAAAAAUGUUAGAGAGGAUUGUGUUGUGUCUAUGUAUCUUUACAAUUGUUCUAAUGUGGUGUUUUUCGGUCCACUUCUGCUUGUAUUUUGGGCUCCAUACUUCCACGUGUUCAGGUUUACAAUCACUUAUAGUUAAAAAAAAAGUACUC
Messenger RNA from Thlaspi arvense, 1371 nucleotides. The record is from the annotation of a GenBank genome assembly. Lineage: Eukaryota; Viridiplantae; Streptophyta; Magnoliopsida; Brassicales; Brassicaceae.